GAGGGAAACCCUGACUGAACAGUUUCCUGGCAAAACCGUAAAAAAGUAUAGCGUGCAGUGCAUUGCAAUACGCCAAUGUUGCUGAGUAGUUAGCUAUCGCAAAAAUUAGUGAUUAGUAUACUUAUUAGUGAAUCCGGCAGUAACCUAAAGCCUCAAUAUGGAUGACGACGUUGAAGGAGUUGUCUGCAAUAUUAGAGCAGUCAUCAAGUCACACAAAGGACCGAUGACAGUCCAUAGUCUUAUGUGUGAUUACAAGACGAUUGUGGGAUCUCCUAUUCCUUAUCAGCAAUUGAACUUUCCAACUAUCGAACUAUUUCUUAAAAGCUUACCAUCUCUACGGGUAACUGGUAGUGGUAGAGACAUGAUGGUAGAGGCUGCUGCAAGCAGCUCCUCAGCGCACAUUACCAGUUUGAUUUCUAAACAAAAAUCUGCAAAGAAGAAGGAGUAUUAUCCUCCAUCUUCACGGAGGGGUCGUCCACCUACAAGACAAUCAUACUCUACGUACGGAAGGCAGAGAGGUAGAGGUCUGCCCCCAUUAGCCGCUCCUCGGUUUCAGAAUAACGAUAAUAGGGAGGAGCAGAUGUACUAUCGCAAAGACGAACAGUAUAACUACCGCAGGGAGCCGACUUACUAUCGCAGGGAGGAGCAUGAUAACUACUCAAGAGAACAACCUGAUAUCGUAGUUAAAUUGGAAGGAAAUGACAAGCGACAGGUCUCAAUGGGAGGAGGUUCUAAUGAAAAUAAACCUUCAUCUCACCCAAAAAGCACACGUCCUAAAAGUGAACUUCCUCCGAGAUUUAGACGAAUGCAUCAAAGUGGACUUCACCAAGAUGAAGUUUCUCAACAGAUGUCACUUCAAUCCUCCUCUAUUCAUGAAGUUGCUAAGACAAAAGGGGAAUCUUUAUACUCAAACCAUUCGAAAAACGCAGAUAUACAGCAGUCCAGCUCUAUUAUCUCACCCCUUGGACCAGGCCAAUUGGUGGCGGCAGGUCGUGCUCAACAGAAGGCUGCAAUUUCCAAUUAUGGAGAAUUUUCAUUGGACCCUUUUUCAAUUGAAAACAAAGAACAGAUGAAUUAUGACUCAGCUGGGAUGACUCAGGCAUUUGAUUUGAAUUUAAGAUUAGAAGAGGCGCUAAACUUUCAGCGUCCCCUAAUGGUUGAUGACAGCCUGUCCUCCCAGCUAGAACCCAACUUGUCUCCGCAGUUUCAGCAUGUUCCUGUGCCUGCUCCUGACCUCCAGAACAUGUCAGCCAAUGUCCACAUUCUGCUCCAAUACACCACGGCUCAGGGUUGGUCCAACCCUGAGUAUAAAGUGUUUGCAAGAAAACCCAAGGGGGAGCCAAAGAGGUUUGGUGCAAAAGUCAAGAUAACCAGAUCGAACCAGGAGCUUAAGCAAUGUGCAAGCUAUCCGUUUGAAGAUAUCAAUGAGAAUGUAGCCAAAGGCUACGCUGCUAAAAAAGCUCUUGAGGAAUUUCAAGAGGAAGAAAAGGUGAAGUUAGAUAGAAAGACCAUUAGUACAGACAAAAAUGUUAUAUUCGAUCGGGUUAGUGAACUUGUUGCUGGCUUGGAUGCUGGUAUGUUUGCCAAAACUGUGGAAGGCAAAUACUAUGACACAUUCUCAGAAAGUUUGCCAGAUAAUUGGAUACAGACACUUACUACUUGCCCGACUCUCUCUGUGGAGUCCUCUCUAAGUGAUAUAAUUAUUGUAUCAAAAGACUUCAAAUUGGAUCCUAGUCAUAACCAACAAAUGGUGGUACCAGAGCAACUCAACCUGGAAACCCUACCCGAAGGUUCCUUGGGCGUGUAUAUAACCCAUGCCACUUCCACAUGCGACGUGUGGUGUCAGAUUGUGGGAGAGAUGUUCAGUGACAAACUUGCUGACCUGACCAUGGAAAUGCAGCGCUACUACAAUGCGGAAGGGGCAGGAGAGUUGGUCCUGGAUGUACAAGUGGGACAGUAUUACGCUGCUAGGUCAUCCCAAAGCUGGUUCAGAGUGUGCGUCUAUGAGGUGAAAUAUGAUACCAGGGAAGCAGAAGCUUGGCUCAUCGACCAUGGAGAUAAUGAGACUUUUAAAUUCAAUUGCUUGUAUAGAUUACCAGAGCAGUAUUGUUCCCUCCCUAGACAGGCAUUACAGAUUGCACUGGAGGGCUUGGAUUCUUUCAGCGAUGAUCCGAUUGCCUCUGAAGUAGUGGCAAUCAGUCCUUUUCUGAUUGGAAAGGUUUUAGUUGGCCUAAUUACUCACAUAGAUACCCAAACGGAUUUUGUAAAAAUGACAUUAUUCGACACAACAGAUGCUAAAGUCGAUAUAAAUGUCAAUGAUGCUCUUCUAGAUGAAAUUUAUGCAAAGGCAGAACCCCAGUUGGUGACCGAGGGGUGUGCAAUGGAGGUGUAUGUAAGUAGUAUAUCAAAAAAAGGAGAAGUGUACAUACAGAUACCAGGCGGAGCAUGUGAACGUCUUGGUGAAGUACUGAAUUCAUUGAGUGAUGAAGAAAUCUCUAAGCACAAGCUAACCAGCUACAGACAAGUUGACACAAAUAAGAUCUACCUGGCCAAGUUUAGUAAGGAUGAGGGCUGGUACAGGGCAGUGGUCACUGCCAAGCCUUCUAUGCAACAGAAUAAGAUUGCAGUCAGAUUCAUUGACUUUGGUAAUGCUGAAACUGUCAGCAUAUCAGAUAUUGCUGAAGUUGAAAACUUACCUAGCAUCCUUAACAAGCUUCCUGCUCAGGCUGUCAAAUUGGCAAUGCACAACCUCCCGGUAAACACACUUACUAAUAUUGAAAUUGCUAAAAUACAUUCAAUGCUACUGAACGAGGAGAAGGAGAAAACGGUUCUGAUUAAAACUGUCAAUCUUCAAGAGGACCCGCCGCUAGUGGAAAUAUUUUACAAGAAAGACGACGACAGUGCUCUAGUAUCAGUCAAUAAUACCAUUGUAGUUCAACGAUUAAUCAAACCUAUUGAGAGAAGAAUACAUAAUGACAGUCAAAAUGGAGUCCAGGAUCCCUUGAGUGGAAAACUUAAACGUCCUGAUUUAGAUGGAGAUUUUCUGGAUGUUUUGAUUACACUAGCAGCCCACCCCGGAAAUUUUAUUUUCCAGCCAUUGAAGUACAAGAGCAAGCUGACAUCGUUGAUGUACCAAAUGCAAGCCUAUUACCAAGCAACUGCAUUGCCAGAAGCUGACACAAAAUACGUAAUCAAAGGUCGUCUGUUUGCCGCUCAGUACAUUGAUGAAACUUGGUACAGGGUGGUUGUUACAGAAGCAAUAAUUGGUACCAAAGUAGCAGUACGUCUCUGUGACUAUGGAGACAUGACAUGUGUGCCUGUGUCCAAUCUGCGAGACUUGGAAGAAGAAUUCCAGAGACUACCAUUUAUGGCAAUUAAAGGAAAACUGGCAGGAGUUGUCCCACUCCACACGGACUGGUCCGUUGACGAUUGUGUCCGGUUCCAGAACCUUGUAGUGGACAAGCCAUUGACCUCAAAUGUGACUUAUAUUGAAGAGAACUUUGAGGAUCCAAUGGAAACUGUAGUAUCACUACACCUUAGAGACAUCCAAAAUGAAAAAGAAGAAGUGAUCAAAGACAUUUUAAUUAAAGAAAAUAGAGCCGUCAGGAAUGAAGAUUAAGAUAUUAUAAGACUGUCUAACAAUUUGUUAAAUAUGUAGUUAUGAUGUAAUAUAAUGUAUAUAUUACCGUACCUAAUUAUUAUGCUAUGAUUUCUUUAUAUGUUAUAUAUAUGUAUACAUAAAUCUUGUUUUAUAAGUUGUUGCUUAUUUUUUAAUAAAGAAAAAAUUAGGUA
This is a messenger RNA of Homalodisca vitripennis (glassy-winged sharpshooter), 3792 nucleotides long. RefSeq names its product tudor domain-containing protein 7 (gene tapas). The record is from RefSeq and is a predicted model, not a curated record. NCBI's taxonomy places the organism in Eukaryota, Metazoa, Arthropoda, Insecta, Hemiptera, Cicadellidae. Bases 158 to 3619 code for a protein of 1153 amino acids. The transcript has 22 exons. Gene Ontology annotation, biological process: spermatogenesis.